Molecule: messenger RNA, 522 nt
Organism: Staurois parvus
Lineage: Eukaryota; Metazoa; Chordata; Amphibia; Anura; Ranidae
Source: the annotation of a GenBank genome assembly
CCCAGUCCAUCUCUGCAAAAAGUUGAGUCAGAGUUGGUAGAAAGGUUUUGGAAGCCUGUUCUGGAUCCAGUCAAAUCCUGCUUAAGAGUACAGCUGAGAUCAUUUCCAGCCUCUGUUCCCUUACACCAUGGAAUUCUGGGCAUCUUGCUGGUCAAUAGGGAUUUGAAUAAAAGCUUGUAUACUGUGCAAGUUCAUCCUACUGAGGACAUGCAGAGAUCAGAUAUGAAAUGUAUCCUGGAACAGCGGCGGGCAGCUCUCCGUUCAUUUUAUACUCUUGCCAUGUCACGUUACUUCCGUCCAGACCACCAGGAUGGGAAAAUUCUGUACGAGGAGUCAUUUCCAAUGGGAUUCAGCCACCAGGCUCACCAGUGCUACACCGUCUCCAGCUCCCACAAGUGCUACGCCAUGAAGACCGAUCUGCACCUUCUCUUCCUUCUCUUUAAAACGGAUGUGCCUACGUUUAGCAUGCGGGCCAUUGCUAACAAAACCAUGCAAGUGUUUACCAAAGACUUCACUUUUUGA